Molecule: messenger RNA, 855 nt
Organism: Pisolithus orientalis
Lineage: Eukaryota; Fungi; Basidiomycota; Agaricomycetes; Boletales; Pisolithaceae
Product: hepatocellular carcinoma-associated antigen 59-domain-containing protein
Exons: 7
Coding region: 1-855 (284 amino acids)
Biological process (GO): mRNA splicing, via spliceosome
Cellular component (GO): spliceosomal complex
Source: RefSeq, a predicted model, not a curated record
AUGAUCAAGAGACGGACCCGACCACAAGUUCGCGUCAGAGAGACAUCAGAGGAGGUCAACGACUCACAAGACAAUCAACAGGGAUCCGCAGACGAAGAAGAAGACAAAUCACUUCCACUUUCUGAGCUUCUCGAACUUCGCAAACUACGUAGAUCAAGGCAAGGCAUCGAUGUACAGAAACUCUCCAGGGGCGAUGCGAAGAGGAAGAAGCGGCGUGAUAUUGACGAGGACGAGCACCAUGAUAUAGGCGGGUUGAAGCCGGGGGCUAAACUGGACGACGAAGACGGAGGUAUCGAUGCCAAGGCUAGGCGCGCCGUCAGAACCAACAACUUCACGCAGCAGACCAACACGGUGGAUGUAGACAAGCACAUGAUGGCAUAUAUCGAGGAGAAUCUGAUGAUCCGUAGUCGACCGCCAGACCCUUCAGAGUCCAAGUCGAAAGACGCCAGUGCUCAGGACGAGUUCACACUCUCAGAGCGGUGGAAGAUAGAGAAGAAGAUUGCAAAUGAAGGAAGCGUCACCGCUAGCAUGUCCAUGCUCACAGCUAUACCCGAGGUUGAUCUCGGCAUGGACACUCGACUCAAGAAUAUAGAAGAGACGGAGAAAGCGAAACGUCAGGUCGCUGAGGAACGUAAAGAGCAUAAGAAAGUGGAUAAUGACGAGGAGCAUCUAGUCGCCACACGCUUCUACCGUCCGCACAUCAAGCAGAAGUCUGAUGCGGAAAUCAUGAGAAACGCGAAGUUGCAGGCUAUGGGGUUGCCUGUGCCAGAGGAGCGCCGACCCCGUAACGACCGGCCACAGAUGGCUACAGAUGAUAUAGUUAUGGAAAGAUUUAAGAAGAGGAUGCGAAGAUAA